GCACCACUUGUCAGCUUUUCAGGAAUAACGAUCGGAGUGUAUAGCACAAUAGUCCUGCCUUAGUGAUGUUUAUGACAGUACGGUGUAAUUAAUAUCAGACUCAUAUCCGAUCUUUCUUGACAAAAUGAUGACCUCCAAGACCCACUCAGGGGGUGAUUUAAUAUCAUGAAGAAACAAAGACUAGAAUUUCAUAAUCUCUAUAGACAAUUCUAUCUGCGCCAAUGGCGUCAACUCGCUCUUCAUCAAAUCUCCACACCGUUGUGUCAGGUCUUCAUCUGAUUUUUACAAUCGCAUCGGUUGCUUUUCUUUCUUUCAAAGUCUAUCACCUCGAGUGUGAGCUUUCCUUAAUUCGAGGAAAAGUUUCGUUAAGUGAAGGCGACAUAAAAGUGACCGAAGUGACCCCGCUGUCUGCAGAUUCAAAUAAUGAAGAGCUCAGAAGUGAAAGAAAUCGCCGAGAUGAUCAACAGAAGCUCAAAUCAUAUACAGGAGACAACCUCAAGGCAGCAUGUGUCCACAAGUUGUUGGGCGAUCGUCGGGUAUCAAAUUGUUUCCGUUUAAUUUGUAGCAUUUUUGUACAAUUACUGAGCGAUCGAGUUGCAAGUUUCCGUUGGGACAUAUCUAGGUAGUGCGUCAGUGUUGCGAGUGUGCGAGUGUGCGUACGUGAUCACUAGCCCUGGCACUCAUAAACUAUAGAAAAAGCGCAAAAAUGUUGAAUUAAGCAGUGCAUUAGAAAAGUGCAGCAACUUUUAGACCUUCGGUAUGAUUUUCUUUGAAUCCCAAUUUCCAUGACCCGUUGAGUAAUUAUAACAUCCACGAUGGGAACCAUUUUGAACUGAUGGCACAGCAUAUUUCGUAUCUCCCUAUUUUACCAAGUGCUGCUACUCAAAUCACUGAAAAACCUACGUAGACUGUUUCCCUUCCCUGAUUUCAAGUGAUAGUCCUGAUCUUGGUAUCUAAGCACCAAGGAGGGCUGGGUAGAGGUGGAGGCGGGAUAGAAGAUCCAUUUGAUACUCUUUUACUCUUUUACUCCUUUACAGCAUUGCAGCAAGCGCUCGUCGAUUUGACGAUGAUACGAAAAAGUAGAGGAUUGUAAACAGUCUUUCCCUCAAUUAAGAAAUCAUAUAGGAAGUUCCCUCGUGAGCUUCCGGAGCCUCGGUAGACUAACUAUAAGUAUAUGUUCAUAGUGUAAGUUGCUCUAGUACUAGGCUGAGUCAUCAACUGAGCACAGUCGACCCACGAUCCAUUACAGUUUAACUUACGUAUUUGAAUCGAAGGACCUCUUGCCUCGGGGGGGUAGUGCUCCCUUACAUUUGUCUUAUAGGUAACGUUUGUGCCGCCCCAGAGGGUAUGGUUUGUGAGCCCUUUAGGUCUGAAAACCUGCCUAUUUUCGUCUGAACUUGAAGGGUAUGUUUUUCCAGGGACUGAAUACGGGUCGGAGUGCAUGAACUCAUUUGUCGUUUUAAGUCCAAAUGAAUAAGAAAGAAAGACCAAUAUGCGAAUUCGAAAUGGAUUUUAAGAAAUCUUUUUGUUGGCGUUCUAAUCUAAGUAAUUAUAUCAUAAUUUAUACCUACGCUAGGUCUGAAAACGGGCAUGGAUCGAAGUUUGGUUUGAGACAGUAUUGUCAAGAUUAAUAGAACCAGUUUGCACAUCCCCAACACGAAUUCCCAGGAAUACCUCCCACGGGUACUGUACAAAUGUUUGUGAUCAUGUGAGAGAUUAGCCUGUAGUGCAGGCGUAUUUUGGGCGGGCGAAAGCUGCUUGCAUGUUUAUGUACGUACUGUUGUAACCGCUAUCUUUGUUAUUACGGAGCAAGAUUAGGGAGAGUAAAAACCAUUUUCUCCCCUCUUUUCGAGUUUUAACAUGCAACAUGCGCUUUCGCGAGCAAAACAUUCGCGCGCCGAAAGAAAACGCCUGCAAUGCAGGCUAGCGAGAGAUGGAAAAUACCAAAUAUCUUGGUAUUUGCUUCGAGUUAUUUCUUACCAAUCUUGUAAAUAAUUGACUUGCAAUAACUUGUGUCACGUUUAUAUUAUUAUGGUCUGGAAUAAUUUUUUCUUCAGGUCAUCGAUGAUGCAAUCAAUGGAACUGGAAGACUUGUCUGUUUGAGAGGUCAGUACAAAUUAAUCCAAAAAGCAUCCUUGAUCGACGUACUCGGUCGGCAUGUCGGUAGAGUGUCGGUCGAAUGUCACGGGUCAAGUAUCCGUCACAGUGUGUGGCCGAUAGUUCCAAUUCGAAACAGAAACGUUACUCUGAGGUCCCCUUUCAGGUCCUCAAGGCCCACCUGAGGACAACCAGGUCCACGAGGUCAUCGCGGUAAAACAGGACGACCAGGUUUACCAGGUCGUCGUGGCCAUCAAGGAAUGCCUGGCAAAAACGGAUCUCCUGGAAGGAGAGGUCCUCGAGGGAAACCAGGAAAGGGUUCCCAUGUUAAUGUUACCGAGAUUGAAAACCUUCUAGAAAUAUUGCAGACAUACAGUCCUGAGGAUAUAACAUUGUUUGGUUAGUACAAAUCCUUUGGAAAGAUAUUCGAGAUUGCAAAUCACUUUCUCUCCUUUUUUUCAGUAGUUAGUGGGUUCAUUUUUUUUUUAUGUACACCCAACAGCUCCGCCUCGAUUUACAAAGAAACCCCCUUCUUUCAUUGUCAUUAAGGAGGGUGGUAAUAUAUCAUUCAGUUUUUCUACAUCCGGGAAUCCGGCACCCAAGAUCACGUGGUCUAUGCAGGGUAAAAGCCGAGAAAGCAGAGCUCGAUUCAGGAUACUAGAUGACAAGUUUGAGAUGGACAAUGUCCGCUUCGAAGACGAGGGAUUAAUCACUUGUCACGCGGAAAAUAUGUUUGGUGUUGAAGUAUCCAAAGUGAAUCUCACUGUUUUAGGUGAGUUGUUAUUAUUGUUGAUUUCAAAACGUGGCAUACCCUGAGGAGUGCGUGACAAACAGACCAUUUAGGAGGAAGGAUUAACACAGUUAGUGCUCGCGCUUUCUUCCUUCCUUUCCGUGUAGCUGUAAGUAGCUUCAAAUACCCGUAUAACGGAGCACUGAUGAAGAGAGGGAGCGGGGUAAAAUAAGCGCACCGUCGGCCUCAGGUUUAUUAGUCACAUGACUAUGUUGAGUUACUGACGUAAAAUAAGGACUCCUCAGUUUAAGCAUCUCCAUAGUUGCGUUAUGUUUAGACGUGUGGUAAGUAUUCUUCUUCCAUCUUUGAAUAAGUGUUCUUUGAUGACUUUAAAAGCGCGUGUUUAACCUUACUUUGUCUCUUUUUUUUUUUCCUUGCAGGAGCGCCAAGGUUUCCCAAGUCUCCUCCAGUAAAAUUGUACGGCUUCUUAGGUACAGAAACAAAAGUGGAAUGUGACCUUUUUGGAAACCCCACCCCUGAAGUUCAAUGGAACAAAUCUCCCUCGUCCCCUCUCCCUCUGGGACGUAGUGAGGUAAAAAAAGACGGGCUUUAUAUUAACAACACUAAGAAAGAGGACGAGGGCAUUUACACGUGUCUUGCGACGAAUGAAUAUGGUAUGGUCAUCCAUGGAACAUAUCUCAUAGUAAAGGCAGCAGGUAAGUGUAAGAACUUAGAAAAUUAACUACAAAGGACCGUAAACGAAUAUGCCGCAGAACGAAGUAUCUUCAGAAGAACUGAUUAGCAAAAGUCUACAAAGUUGGACUACGAAUGUUCUUUGACAAUUUCUCAAGUACUAAAGCCAAUACUUUGAUCCUUUGGCUACCACAUGGAAGUCAUCUAAACCUUUCAUUUAUUUUUAUUAUUAUAAUGAUUAUUGUACCAUCAUUACCAGUAUUACCAUCGUUAUUUUCGUUUUCGAUACCAUUAUCAUUAUCGUGAUCGUUAACGUUUUCACUAUUAUUCAAAACAUUGCCUGUCCUCUUCAACCCACAAGUCAGGUCUUUGCUUUGGUUUCAAUUUGGUCGCAAGAACAUGGUAGACAAAGAGGCCACUUGGUGAAUAUACCGUGAUAUUUAUUCAUUUACAUGCCAUGGUCAGGUCUUUCAUUCGGCAAUAUACCAAUAAGCUCUUUGCACCUGGUCAUUCAUGUGGUACUAAACUGCUUGCAGUCCGUCCACCUCCUAGGCUGAAUUUCAUCCGAUUACUUCGAGUCGAUAUUACUCCCUCAGUAACGUCUGAAUCGACCGGCCGUUAAUGCCGUCCAGUGACGUCACUACUCCUUUACUUUUAUUCACGCAAAAAGUUAAACACUAUUUUCAAGUGGCAAACCAAGAAAAAUCGUUUGGAAAUGUCUGCAUGAUACAGAAUGGCUUUACUUUUUUCGAUCGUAAUUCAUGUUUCGCGUUCAAACUAUCAACUGCAUGCAGUAUUCUGCCGGUUGUAAUUCCAUAAUCAAACUUGGUCGCAAUCACGCAAUGAAAUGAUACACACACGGAACACUUAGUUCAAAAACACAAUGAUUUGCUUUAAUUGAAAAGAAGCCACUUAGUCCUUAACGAAGAAAGAAGAAAACAAGGAAACAAGAAAGAAAAGCUCACAGAAUCAUUACAACUGACAGUGAAAAUAACUAGAAGGUCGAAUUACAACAUUGGUCUCAUGGAACUUCGCAUCAACAAAAUCACUGCCGAAACUACAAAGUGGUUCUAAUGAAAAACCUACCGACUCUCCGCAAUCAUUCUUCAUUCGCAGUUCAAUUUCACAUUUCAGUUUCGAAGAUGAGGGCAACUCUGCUGUUUACGAUAAAGAUUGUCGAAAUGUUUGAAGUCCACUAUAACAUACCAGGGAUGUGAUCUGCUGAUCGAAUUAUCAAGCGACAAUCCCGCUAAAACUUCUCAUAAUUAUGCAUAAUUAUGCGGAUGUUUAGACAAUCAACCAAUCAGAAUCACUACCCGGUUUUCGGGUAGUGAUGAUGUCACUGGACGGCAUUAACGGCUGGUCGAUUCAGACGUUGCUGAGAGGAGAAAACGACUCGAUCAAUCGGAUGAAAUUUAGGCUAUUCACCUCUCAAACUCCGUAUAGUUCUUCUCCCAGUCAGCGAGAUUGUAAACGCUCCUGUUUAUCGCGACUCGCGUGCAUGGUUUACGUGUGGAGUAGCUUUGCAAAGCCAAAACAGAGACUGCUCGCAGUGCACAUGGCACAAACCUCCAUGCUGGAGACGCACUGGGACAAGACAAACAAAGGGAAUUUGCCAUUAUAAACGAUGUGAUCGCACUUCAGAUGUGCUCUCUCUCCAACAAGAUGGUUUUGUACCACGUGAAUGACUAGCUGCAAAGGGCCUAUUUGACCACUGACAAAGUAAACCAGACUUUUAUUUAAUCUUCAUUCAGAACCACCUGUGUUUACAGUAACACCACCUGAAGCAGUCAAUAUAUCCGGUGUAGAGGAACCAGUUAGAAUCAACUGCUCAGCUACAGGCUCCCCUUUACCCAAAAUCACUUGGUACAAGUACAAUAUUACCUUACCAGCGAACAUUUACAUCAACGAUGACGAAGUAACUAGCGAGCUCAUGAUUGGUCAGCCUAAGCCUUCGCUCCAGAACACAUAUACAUGCGUUGCUCGUAACUUGUAUAACGACGAAGUAAAGACAACUACAAAGAUAGGUGAGACUCGUACUUUGAAAUGUAAGCGGGAUACCUUACGAGAAGAUGCCCUUUGAUUCCUGCUGAUUUUUCUUGGGGAUUAACAAAGUGAGUUAACAAGGAGAUCACAAGUGAAACCUCUAGCUACUUGCGGGUUUAAUUUAAGAGACGGCAGUCAUUUGAGACUAAAUAUGAAAACAAGUCCACUCGCUUUUGCGCUGCAUUUGUGUAUGUAAUAAGACUUCAUUUUGACUGUCCAAGUUAGAAAUAAUUGGAUGUAAAAAAAAAUUCCGAGGACAACCACGGCUUUUCACACUUUGCCAUUUUCUAAUCAAGUAAAAAUUAAAAAAAAAACGCUCUUUCUGAGUGAUAACGACAUACACAGCAACAAGAAGCCGAUAGCGUUCGCUGACGAAUCGCCGUCAGCUAACAAAACUUUUAAGGCCUGUUGACAGAUUGAUUUUGCCCUGAUCGGCUAAUUUGAAGAGCCCGUUUUAUUUUCUGGCAUUUGAUUGGCUCAGACAAGCUGUCCUAUUUUUCUUAAACUGGACAGUUUGCCUAUUUCUAAAAGAGAGAGUCCUAUCUCAAACUGUCAAAAAAUUAAUCCUUGAUUAAACAGCGUUUAAAAAAUCAAAAGAUUAUAGUCAGAUUAACUACCAGUUGUAUAAUUGAUUUUUUUUAACAUCACAAUACCUGCACUAAGAAGUUAAAUCAAAAAAACUGAUUUCAUAUAUACCAUUCCGGGAGCAUUUUGGAGAAAUGUAUUACCGCGCGCUGAUGAAAAACUAUGAAUUUUUGGUAUUUAUAACUCACGUCUUGAAUGCUACAACCAUCCAGCCUUUCCUUUCUGUUUUUCAGUUUUACGCGCGUGUGGUGACCCAGGAAAACCAGAUAAUGCAAUUAUUGUCAGCCAGAGCAAGAAUUACUGGACAGGAGAAUAUGUCAGAUACCUCUGUAAUCCGGGUUAUGCCAUGGUUGGUCCUGCUGUCAGAAGAUGCUUGGUCGGCGGCAAAUGGAGUGGAAAUGUACCAACAUGUAAGACUUAGGUCAUUAAGAAAGUGUGCUGGAGUACCUAAAGGUCUUAAUAGGCAAAUUUUCAGAGAUCCAGAAACUCUCACUUUCAAAACGAGGCUAAGAGCAAAACGUUUCAUUUAAAAAUGAGUUUUACACAUCAUUUGUUAUCCAUGGCUUCGCACUCAAUCUCGCUUUGAAGCAGACGCUUGGGGCAACUCGUAUUAUGGCUUAUUAUGCCGGAAAUAUAUUUUUCCUUUCCCUACCACUGAAAGUUCUUAUUUUAAAAAAAUCAAUUCGCUUCACCGACACUUUAUUUUGUUGUCCUUUGUCUGUUUGUUUUUUCCAGGUACAGAAAAACCUGAAUGCGAGCCUUACUGGACCAUAGAUGACAACACCAGACGGAAAGGUUUCACGGCGUCACGGAGUAGUAAGAAUGACUACUAUUUGGCUGAAGGAUGGUACAGGUUUAUAUCAGGCAAACAAAUGUCCACAAGUUGUACUUACAGAUCCGGCUAUUGCGAUACUUCAUUUGCAGGAUGGUUGCAGGGAAGCCAUCCGUCAGUUAAGGAUGGCGUGGUCUCUCGGAAAGUAUGUUUUGGCUAUUCUGGUGGUUAUGGUGGUAACUGUUGUCUUUAUAGUACAUAUAUAAAGAUGCGCAACUGUGGUUCUUUCUACGUCUACAAACUGAAACCCACACCAAAUUCUAACUGUCGUUAUUGUACUGAAUACUAACAGAGUCAACUUACCGAGCAGCGUACUUAGAUAAUUGUAGACGAUAUUACAUGGCCUCGCGGAGAGACGAAAUGUCUCUUCAAGUGUGGAAUACGAGAAGAGAAAUUUCAUGUUUUAAAGGGGCCAUACGAUGUUCUAUUCAUUACAUAAACACCAAUGAAAUACCAAACCAUUUCACUUGAAUAUUUUUUUGGGGCUGCCGGCGAAAGACGUGAUUUAUCGUGUAACCAUAGCAACGGAGAUCUUUUCACUUGUGAAGGUAUCAAAUUUACGCGGGAAGGCUCACCUGGUAUAUCAUUGGUGUUUAAAUAAUAAAAGGUAACUGCAAAUAAACUAUCACUUAAUGUCAAGAAAACUAACUAUAUAAUUUUUCAUCCUUACCAGAAGCGCUUAAAUUACGACGUCAAUAUUAAAAUUCUUGAUAGCCGUG
Molecule: messenger RNA, 7702 nt
Organism: Porites lobata
Lineage: Eukaryota; Metazoa; Cnidaria; Anthozoa; Scleractinia; Poritidae
Source: the annotation of a GenBank genome assembly